This is a messenger RNA of Paramisgurnus dabryanus, 6453 nucleotides long. The record is from RefSeq and is a predicted model, not a curated record. Lineage: Eukaryota; Metazoa; Chordata; Actinopteri; Cypriniformes; Cobitidae.
GAAAGUGAAAGUGUGUGCCCCUUUAAGGAAAGCAACGUUUCGACGCUAUCCCCUAUAUGUUAUGUUAUGUUAUUUUCUUUUUUGUGUAUAGGAACGAAAAAUCGACAUUCUUUUGACCGCGGUAACAAUGAAAGAUUAACAUGAUGUGUGGACAUAUCGUGACGCAGCAGAUAGGCUACUGUAGGCCUGUACUGUAUGCAGACAUGUAUGAGACGAGCCGCUUGAAUUAGAAUGAAUCAGUUUGCACUUUUGAUGCCUGCUGUGUGAUGUCCCACUAUGUUUUACUGAAUAGCAGAGAGACGAUUUAACUUCUAACCUGAAGAAUCAGAUUGAGUUUCACUGAAGAACAACACAGAAGACAAAGAUGGCAACUGCAAGCAGCAAUGAGUUUCUGCUUGUUGUCCCUGAAACAGCUCAGAGAACUAUAGUUUACAUAAGGGAUGAAUUGACUAUACCAUGUCACCUGUCACCUGAAAUCAGUGCUGUUGAGAUGGCGAUCAGAUGGUUUAAGGAGACAGAGUGUGUGUGCAUCUAUAAGAACAGACAGAUGAUUGAAGGGAGAGGCUACGAGGACAGAGUGAAUCUGUUCACUGAGAAGCUGGAGAAAGGAGAUGUUUCCUUAUCACUGAAAAACUUCAGAUCGUCUGAUCUGGGAGAUUAUGUCUGUCAAGUCACCAGUGGAGUCAAAACAGAGGAGAAAACAGUAACAUUUUUAUCAGCCAGGUUAUUUGGAGUUGAAUAUUUAAUGACAGAGAUAAACAGAACAUGGACUGAAGAGGAGAAAUUAAAAAUGUAGGCGUCUGCUCUAAUGGCAGAGUUUGAAAAAAACAAGAAUCCUGAAGAGUUGAAAAGACUUCUCACAGAAAGAAACAAACUCAUACAGGAGAAAGAGAAUAUUCUUUUAGAGAGCAAACAGACACUUCAAACGAAGGACAUGGCGUUAGAGGAAAAGGAAAGACAUCUUAAAGACAUGAGUGAUAAACUGCAACAAACAAUCAAAGAAUUUGAGAAGACACAGAGUCAGCUUCAGGAGAAAGAGACACAAAUGGACAAUAUGAGCAAACUGAUGAUUGAGAAAGAGAGACUGCUGGAGAACACAGUCAAAGAACUGGAAACCAGUAAACAUCAACUGGAGACACUGGGAAAUGAACUACAAGAGAUGAAGACACAACUGGAUGAACAGAAAACUAAAUUCACUCAUCAGGAGAAAACACUACAAGAACACAAACAACAGCAGCAACAAUCUGAUCAAGAAAACAAAAAUCUGCAUUCUGAAUUAGAACGACUGAAAAGUGAAUCAUCUACACAUUUAUCUGAGUUGAAUGAAAAAUGCAAAUGUUUGGAAGAUAUGGAGAAACUUUUAGGUGAAAGAGACGCACACAUUAAAGAUCUUGAGAAAAGCAAAGAAACAGCUUUAGAGGAAAAGGACAAACUUCUAAAUAAAUCAAAUGAUAAACUAUUACAAACAACCAGAGAGAUUAAGGAAAAACAAACAGAAAUUGAAGAGAAAACUAAACUAAUGAGUGAGAAAGAGAGACUGCUGGAGAACACAGUCAAAGAACUGGAAACCAGUAAACAUCAACUGGAGACACUGAGAAAUGAACUACAGGACAUGAAGACACAACUGGAUGAACAGAAAACUAAAUUCACUCAUCAGGAGAAAACACUACAAGAACACAAACAACAGCAACAAUCUGAUCAAGAAAACAAAAAUCUGCAUUCUGAACUAGAACGACUGAAAAGCGAGUCAUCUACACAUUUAUCUGAGUUGAAUGAAAAAGGCAAACGUUUGGAAGAUACGAAGAAACUUUUAGGUGAAAGAGACGCACAGAUAAAAGAUCUUGAGAAGAGCAAAGAAACGGCUUUAGAGGAAAAGGACAAACUUCUAAAUAAAUCAAAUGAUAAACUAUUACAAACAACCAGAGAGAUUGAAGAGAAAAAUAAACUGAUGAUUGAGAAAGAGAGACUGCUGGAGAACACAGUCAAAGAACUGGAAACCAGUAAACAUCAACUGGAGACACUGAGAAAUGAACUACAGGAAAAUAAAAGCCAACUACAACUACUGCUGGAGAAAAACAAACUACUGAAGAGUUCUGAAACAUCAGUCUCAACAACACCAGUAAGAAGAACAAGGAGCAUGGACUGGAACCCUCCAAUAAUGAGUGCAGAAUCAGGGCUCAGGUUGGUUCUGCUGGGGAGUGCUGGAUCUGAGAAGAGUACAUCAGUAAACAUCAUCCUAAACAGAGAGGAGAAGAUCCAGACUGAUACAUCAACAGAGAUCCAGCAGAGUGAGAGCAGACAGGGGGAGGUGAAUGGGAAGCAGCUGACUGUUGUGGAAACUCCUGACUGGUUUUGCUCUGGUCUCUCUCUGGAGGAGGUGAGACAGGAUGUGAGACUUUGUGUCUGUCUGUCUGCUCCAGGACCUCACGCCUUCCUCCUGAUCAUACCAGUACAACAAUCUACUGGAGUAGAGAGAGCAAUGCUGGAGAAAAUGGAGGAGAUUUUUGGGGAGAGAUGUUGGAGGAACACCAUGAUCCUUUUUACUGUUACUGAUGAAGAACAAGAGAAGAACUUUGACGAUUUUGUCCAGUCAGGGAAUCAGGAGGUCCAGAGACUUGUAGAGAAAUGUGGGAACAGGUUUCACUGUCUCAACAUUCAUCAGAGUGGAGAUGAUUCACAGAUCUCAGAGCUGCUGGAGAAGAUUGAGAAUAUGGUGGAAGGAAACACACAUAGAUUUUACAGCAGUGAGAUCUACCUGGAGAUUGAGUCUCAGAUCAGAGCGAUGGAGAGAAAGAUCAUCAGAGACAGAGAGGAGAGAAAAGAGAGGGAGGAGAGAGAUAUCAGAAAUGAUGUGCAGAUGUCCCUUCGAAAAAUAGAGGGAACGAUAGAGAAACAUGAAGGAGAUAUUAAACAACUUGAUGGGCGAACAGGUGAACUAGAGAGACAGAUGAGAGAAGAAAAAGAUGAAGAGAAAAAGAAGGAACUAAAGAGAGAGUUGGACAAAGAGGUGGAGAAGAGAUCAGAGCUGGAGAAAGAGAUUGACAUACUGAAGGAUCAAAGAGAGAAGGAGAAGAGUGAGAUGGAGGAGAGACACAGACAGGAGAAGAAGAUCAUCAGACAAACAGAGAGAAACAUCAUGAGGAUCAUCCUACCUGAACUUCAGAGAAACAUUUUAGACUCAAAGUUAAAGAUGCAGGAGGAGUUUAACAGACAGAUGGAGGAGACGAACAGAGAGAUGGAGGAGAAGAACAUAGAGAUAGAAACUAUAAAAAAUAAGCUCUUAGAACUCAAUGAGAAUUACUUGUCAGUGUGUGAUUUUCAUAAUUCAGCAAUGAAGAUCCUAAAACCCUCUAUGUUACCUGAGGAGAGAGAAUAAAUAUGACAGUUAAUAUAAUUAGUGUCCGAUAAUGAGCUCAAACUCAUCCAAAGAAUUUUUGACACAAAAUAAUUUUAAAUGCUUCUUUAUACAAGUAAAAAAAAACAAAUAAAUAGAGCACUUUGAGUGUAGUGCUAUUAAAUUUUAACACUUUGAAAGACCAGGGACCUAUGCUUGAAUCCUGUUUGUGGACUUCAGCUUGGCCUUCAGUACAAUAAUACCAGAUAUCUUUCUGACUGAACUUACCCAUCUCUCUGUACCCACCUCCACCUGUCUGUGGAUUACAAACUUCCUGACAGACAGACAGCAGCUAAUGAAACUGGGAAAGUUCACCUCCAGCAUCUGUACCAUCAACACUGGUGCUCCUUGGGUCUGUGUGCUUUUUCCACUUCUUUUCUCUUUAUAUAACAAUGACUGCAUUUCAAAAGACCCCUCUGUCAAGCUUUUGAAGUUUGCAGUUGACACCACAGUCAUCGGCCUCAGUCAGGACAGUGAUGCAUACAGAAGAGAAGUUAAACAUCUGGCUGAAUGGAGAAGUUAAAACAACCUUGAGCUGUAUACGCUUAAAACUGUGGAGAUGACAGUGGACUUCAGUAGGAACCUGCAUCACUCCUUCCCCUCAUCAUUUUCAACAUCACUGUAGCAGAUGUGGGGUUAUUCAGGUAUUUGGGCACUAACAUCUCAUGCUGUGUACGUUUUACGGUCUGGUUUGGUCCAUAAGGAGUCUGCAACUACAGUAACUGUAAAGACAGCUGAAAGGAUAAUUGGUGCACCCCUGCCCAACCUCCAGGACUUGUACAUCUUCAGAGUGAGGAAUCUGGCAGGUAACCUCAUUAAAAACCCCUCAGCCUAUGCCACAACCUUUUAGCCCUCAGACAGAUGCUACAGAUCCUUGUCCAAAAAACACAGGAAAAAUUUCUUUCCACAGGGCAUUUCUACAUUUACUAUAAUCACACUUAUAACUACAGCUGCUACUGCUUUAAAGUGCAUUAUUCUACCUUUAAAGUGUUAUAUACUACAACAGCUGCUUUAAGUGCAAUACUCUAUGCAAUAGUGCAAUAUCGAUGUCAUGCAUAAUUAUGUAAACACAUAUAUCUAUAUAUAAAUGUUGUCGUAAUUAUUUACAGUUGUAAAUGUACAGCAUACACUAAACAUGACCAUCCGUAAACUUCCACUUUAUUUUUAAAUCUACAUAUUUCAUUUAAAUUAAUUAAUACUAUUUUUUGCAGUAUCUUUUCAAAAAGUACACCUUUUUUACCUAAAAGGUGCAUAUUGGUACCUCAGUAGUACACACUGGUACCUUAAACUGACUUGAAAUAGCUAAUGGACUCCGUGCACAUAGCCUCGUCAGGCACGGAUUAACGCACGGGCCUACUGGGCACUUGCCCAGGGCACUGGGCCAGCAGGGGGCCCUGUCAAAUUUACUUUGUCUAUUAUUUUCAAAUAAAUAUUUUAAUUUUAUGUUCAGUAAAGUUGUGUUAAAUAUUGAAGAAUAAUGUAGGUUUUUUUGCAGUUGCAAAAGUAUUAACUAGUAAAUAAAUCAAAUAAAUAAUUUUAAUCUAUUGCUGCGCUGUUGAGAGAGACAUCUAGAGGCGAGUGAAAAGCAUUGCGUAAUAUAAAAGUCACGCGUAGAAGAUGAUUACUCAAAAACGAAAACAUGAGUUUUAAACCACAACCAAGUGGAUCAGUGAUAAAAAAGCACAAAAGGACAGCUUUUCCUCACCCUGCCAGUCAGCAACUGUGAAGGAGAACGUUCAUUUUCUCUAAUGGCAAGAGUAAAAAACGAACUAAGACGCAAAAUGUGUCAAGGACGUAUAUUCACUGUCUUUAGGGGCUGGACACACAGCUUUUACGCCCGCGGCCAGCGCAUGUUUUCAAUUGAUUCCAUUGGAAACUGCGUUUUUCAAAUAAGCAAGCAGCUAGCGGGUUUUUUCCGCACUGAAAACAGGUGUUGUGUCGGACUCAGUUCCCCUAUGUUUCCCUUUAGUGUAGUGGUUUUAUAGCGUUUUCAUCACGUUACAUUUAGAAAGAUUAAAGAUUUGAAUUGGUUAUACUAAAAGGCAAUAAUAUCAUGUAUUUUAUAAUACAAUUUAUUAAAUAUUUUAUACAUUUGACAGUUUUCUAUUAGGGUAUUUCUUUUAAAAUAUAGCCUGUCUUUUUCUUUUUUUCCCUUUACUGGUUGUUUUUAAAAUUUAAUGUUUGCAUACAUAAUAAAUAUAUAUUAUACAUAUAAUAUGAUUCAUACUGUAAAAAUAAUUGACUUACCAUUAAGAACAAUAUAGAUACAUUACAGAAAUGCACACAUAUACAUCUCAGUAGCCUUUAAAACUUUAAAUAUAUAAAUAAUAAAACUUAAAAACGCUAUAAAAAACACUACACUGAAGGGAAAAAUAGGGGGAACAUAGGGGGAACAGACUUCGACACAACACCGGCGCUCUGGGUUUUUUCAGCACUGAGCGCUGAGAGUUCAAAAAUAUUCAACCUUGAGUGAAAUCUCCGCUCGUCAAUGUCAGUUCUCACACGGCCGUCCAAUUACAGCGGAGGAGGGGCGGGACAUUACCACAGCAACCAACCGGCUUACAGCUGAAGUAUCACAGCUACCCAAGCGCUCGCCUGAAAAACAGCUGGCAUUCGGCUUCCUCAAGGCAUUUUCAGCCGUGUUUAAAAGUUUUGCCGUGUCCAGCCCCUAAAUGCCUGUGGUGAACGACUGUUACACAUGAAAUGUAAUGAAAUGUCUGCUAAAUGUAGAAAUGUAAAAUAUUUAUGGAAUUUUCUUCCUGUGAUAUGAUUUGGAGAGGUCAGAAUCUUUUUGAUUGAUGUUUUACAGUAUGAUGUAUGUUGACAGAUACUGGUAAGAUAUAAAUAAACCAAUUUGUGGUGUGAAAGUACAGAAUAUUGUGUGCAUUCUCUCCCCGUGUAUUAGUGCCAUUGUUAAUCCAUUGUUAAGAUGGGGCAUACAGGCAGAGGCGAACCAACACUUGAGCUCUGUGCAUACAGGUGCAACGCUGUUGCCCAAAAAAUUAGUAAAGGGGGCCUUUGAGACAUCCGUGCCCAGGGCACAUCAUCGCCAUAAUCCG